AUGGAGUCCUUUUUCUACACUCUUCAUGUAAGUCAUGUCCAUGAUUCAAUUCUUGCCAUGUAUCAACAUAUUCCUUAUUUGAGUAAUAAUUUCUACAUUGAUUUUGAUUACACCAACACAAUUAUAGAACCUAAUGCUAGAAACACCGUAUCUCUAUCUACAAUUACAAUGAAAAACAUAUUUGUUGUUCCUCGUGAAAUCUUAUGUAAUUGUAUGGAGAGGGAUCAUAUCGUUGCUUUAUACCGUAUCUUUUCUUCCGUGCCUACUUACUUAAUAGAUUCAAUUCUACCCAAAGUGGAACAAUGUGCUAGACAAGUUGUUGCAAACAACGAUGCAUUAAAGAUGAAUUUGUCGCUUCGCGUUACCACAAAACAAAGGGCAGAGCAAAUUGAAGACUUGUUGGAAAUAUUAGAAAUUGAUCAUCCUUCUUAUCACUCUACAGAAAAAUGUUCAAUUUGUUUGGAGGAAUAUU
This is a messenger RNA of Cicer arietinum (chickpea), 472 nucleotides long. RefSeq lists its product as uncharacterized. The record is from RefSeq and is a predicted model, not a curated record. Gene Ontology annotation, biological process: ubiquitin-dependent protein catabolic process. Gene Ontology annotation, molecular function: ubiquitin protein ligase activity. NCBI's taxonomy places the organism in Eukaryota, Viridiplantae, Streptophyta, Magnoliopsida, Fabales, Fabaceae.